AUGUUAGGGUUUAGAGCUACACCAUUAGCCCCACCCUCGAUUUCUCCGUCAAAAGCCAAACCCAUUCUUCCAUUUUUUCCUCUUCAAAACGUUAAUUUCCAUACACUACCUGCAAACCAUGUGAAAUUCCAACACGCAAAUCUCAGAAAAUUCCGUAUCGACACAAAAGAUGGUCUAAAUGGUGGGGAAGAUGGGAAGGCCGAGAAUGGACGGCCCAGAUUGAACCUGAGGUGGGUUAAUCUUGUGUUGGACCCUGACCCAGAUAACAUUGUGGCCGUUGGAUUGACUGGCCUGUUGACUUGGGCCAGUGUGCAGUGGUUUUAA
Messenger RNA from Striga asiatica, 324 nucleotides. Lineage: Eukaryota; Viridiplantae; Streptophyta; Magnoliopsida; Lamiales; Orobanchaceae. The record is from the annotation of a GenBank genome assembly.